This is a messenger RNA of Oryza brachyantha (malo sina), 1048 nucleotides long. RefSeq lists its product as uncharacterized. NCBI's taxonomy places the organism in Eukaryota, Viridiplantae, Streptophyta, Magnoliopsida, Poales, Poaceae. The record is from RefSeq and is a predicted model, not a curated record. The transcript has 2 exons. Bases 282 to 536 code for a protein of 84 amino acids.
UCGACCUCUCUCUUCUUCUCUCCGUCCACAGCAUAUAUAUAUACAGAGAGAGAGACACACACACACACAUACUCCAAUCUCUCCAACGCCGCCUGCCAUGACACUGAACUGUUCGUCGUCUGUACGUUGCUAGCUAAUCUCCUCCCCAUUUCACUAUCCCCGGCCUAGAGAGAGAGAGACAGAGAAAGAGUUCGUCUCGGAUAUAUAUCCAUACAGAGAUUAAUUGCUAGCUUUAUUGAGAUCGAUCACCCGCUACUGCUCUUGCCUCUCCUUCCAUAUAUAUGGCCGGCUCCUGGGUGCGCACCAUCACGUCGCCGUUCCGGAAGGCCUGCAACAUCUUCGGCGCCCCGCCGCACAAGGACGGCAAGCGGCCGCAGCAGCCCAACUCCGGGAUGACGAUGGUGCAGCACGUCGUGGUAGACGCCGCCGAGAGGUCGAAGCUGCACGGCGAGGUGAUGGCGUGCCCGUACGAGGACGUGCAGGUGAUGUGGGACAUGCUCGACAAGGCCAGGAUCCGCGAGUUCAAUGGCAGCUAGCUUAGCUCUGCAUGCUGAUAUAUAUGCAUGCCUUUUAAUUCCAAGAGGGGAUCCAUCGAGAGCAUAGAUCAACCUGUGCAUAUAUAGCAAGAUAGGAUGGAAAUCUCUUCGCCGAUUGAUCGAUCGACUCCGUUCAUCUAGUGCUUGAGUUUGAUCCUACAUAUAUAUCGGCGCGUUCAUGCAUGAUUCCCGCGGAUCGAAUAGUCAUGUCGUCGUUGCAGUUCUAUGUUUUGUAUGUACGUAGUAGAAACUAGCUAGCUAGCUAUGGCUGGUAAUGGACGAUGUGAGAAAUCCCCAUCGGCACUCUUUUGGUUAAGGUGCUGAAUUGGAGAGAUGUAUAUUUUUGUGGCCACAGGACCAUUGGAAUCUUUACCAUUCCAACUCCUCUCUCUCGCUCUCUCUGAGAAAUGGUAUCUCUAGCUAGAUAGGUAGGAACCUUCAAGUUCAAGAUCUGAGGUUUUUAUUAUUAAUUGGUGUCUGAAUAAUCUCUCUGCUAUAUGUUAAUUUAGCUC